Messenger RNA from Beta vulgaris subsp. vulgaris (sugar beet), 1400 nucleotides. Its product is annotated as transcription factor bHLH101. Bases 511 to 1314 code for a protein of 267 amino acids. Gene Ontology annotation, molecular function: RNA polymerase II transcription regulatory region sequence-specific DNA binding; protein dimerization activity; DNA-binding transcription factor activity, RNA polymerase II-specific. The transcript is spliced from 3 exons. The record is from RefSeq and is a predicted model, not a curated record. Gene Ontology annotation, biological process: regulation of transcription by RNA polymerase II. Lineage: Eukaryota; Viridiplantae; Streptophyta; Magnoliopsida; Caryophyllales; Amaranthaceae. Gene Ontology annotation, cellular component: RNA polymerase II transcription regulator complex.
UUAAAUAGUUAAAUUACACUGAUCUCAAAUAGUAAACUGACAGUGGAGGUCGCACUUUCAGUAUUGCAUUUUGUAUUAAUGUAGUUGUCCACAAGAUGUCUAUAUAAACAAGAGAUUCUUAUCCUAAAAAAGAUGAUUAAGCGUUAAUAAAAUAAUCAAUACACGAGCUUUCUUAAGACUUACACGAGACUAUUACACGCAUCAAUACAUAAUCAUGGAUUAUAAAAUUAAAAUCUCAAUUUCCACUCUAAUUAAUAUAAGAUGAAAGAUGAUUAAGUUACUUAACGACACAUGAGUACACGAGCCAAGCAAAAGGAAUUCUUUUUUAACUCUCUUUUUUAUUUACUUGUCAUUAUCUAGAUAAGUUACAUACAUUGUUUAUUAAACCUCUUGUGUAUAUAUAGCAGAUUUAAUAACUUACAUUAACAUUAACCAUUGUCAUAAAAACUUGCUUCAUACCAAAGGAAAAAAAAAAAAACAAAAACUCAAGAAAGAAACAAAACGAAGAAAAUGUUAGCAGUGUCUCCAUUAUGCCCUAAUUUAGGAUGGGAGUAUCCCAUAGAAUUAGGGACAAACCAAGAAUUUGAUAAUUUUGAUUUUGAGUCUAUAUUUUUCAAUAAUAGUAUUUCAUCAUCUCAAGCUCAAGAUGAUCAAGUUAAUCAGGAGUUUAAUGAUGUUGUUAAGCAAAGCGAAUCGCCGCAAGGUACAAGUUCUAUAGAUCAUUCUGAUAAUCCAGUAUUAGCCAAGAAGCUUAAUCAUAAUGCAAGUGAAAGAGACCGAAGAAAGAAGAUCAAUGACAUGUAUAUGUCUUUACGUGCUUUGCUUCCUUCAAAUGAUCAAAGGAAAAAACUAAGCAUUCCAGCAACAGUUGGAAGGGUACUUGAGUACAUACCUAAGCUACAAAAGGAAGUGGAUGAUUUAACUCAUAAGAAGGAUGUGCUUUCAUCAAAACUUUCUGCAUUAGAAGGAAAUAUAGGGGAAUUUAUUCAAGAUGAAAAACCAAAAAACAGCAUAAUUAAGGAGAAGAUAUCUUCUUGUACAAUUUCAGCAAAUAAAUUGGGUGAUAAAGAACUGGUAAUUCAGGUCUCAGCAUUUGAGAAAGUAUCAAUAUCUGAGGUGCUUUUAUUGCUGGAGAAGAAUGGUUAUGCUGUUAUUGAUAUUUCUUGUUUUCAAUCCUUUGGAGGAACCACUUUCUACAAUUUACAUUUGUGGAUGAACGGAAACUACAACGUAAACUUGGAGAAGAUGAACGAAGUGUUGUUGUCCCUGCUACAGAAGCAGCAGCAGAUGCAGAUGAUGUACGUAUAUUCCUAGCAAAGUGGAGGAACAGACUUACUUUGUAAUUGUAUAAAAAAUUAAACGUUUGGGUUUGUUCGAAUUAUUGAUAGAUUGUAAUUGCU